This is a messenger RNA of Lodderomyces elongisporus, 912 nucleotides long. It is a transcript of the gene PHB2, whose product is annotated as prohibitin subunit. Gene Ontology annotation, biological process: mitochondrion organization. NCBI's taxonomy places the organism in Eukaryota, Fungi, Ascomycota, Pichiomycetes, Serinales, Debaryomycetaceae. Gene Ontology annotation, cellular component: membrane; mitochondrion. The coding region runs from base 1 to 912 and encodes 303 amino acids. The record is from RefSeq and is a predicted model, not a curated record. The transcript has a single exon.
AUGAACAAUCCAGAUUGGAAAAGUUUAUCUAACGAAUUGAGACGUAGGGCUCAACAAGCAGGUGGUAGUAAGAGACCAAAGACACCUUUCGGAAUCUUUGGUGGAAUUGGCGGAGUUCUUCUUUUAGGAGGAGUUGUGCUCUUUGCAGAAAAUGCACUUUUCAACGUUGAGGGUGGUCAACGUGGUAUUUUGUAUUCAAGACUUAAUGGUGUUCAACAAAAGAUCUACCCUGAAGGUACUCAUUUUGUCAUCCCUUGGUUUCAAAGACCAAUUAUCUACGAUGUUCGUGCUAAACCAAAGGAAAUUGCCUCUUUAACGGGAACCAAGGAUUUACAAAUGGUGAAUAUCACAUGCAGAGUGUUGUACAAACCUGAAGUGUUGAAACUUCCUAAAAUAUUUGUUUCUUUGGGUUUGAACUAUGAAGAGAAAGUGUUGCCAUCCAUUGUCAAUGAAGUGUUGAAAUCAGUUGUCGCUCAGUUCAACGCUGCACAAUUAAUCACACAGAGAGAAAAAGUUUCAAGAUUGGUACGCGAGAAUUUGGUUCGCCGUGCUGCCAAGUUUGAUAUCGCCUUGGACGAUGUUUCAUUGACUUACAUGACAUUCUCUCCAGAAUUUAGUGCUGCCGUCGAAGCAAAACAAAUUGCACAGCAAGACGCCCAGAGAGCAGCGUUUAUUGUUGACAAAGCAAUCCAAGAGAAGCAGCAGUUGGUUGUAAAGGCUCAAGGUGAGGCCAAGUCGGCUGAGUUGAUUGGUGAAGCAAUUAAAAAAUCUAGAGAUUAUGUUGAAUUGAAGAGAUUGGAUACAGCUAGGGAAAUUGCAAACAUAUUAUCCGCCUCGCCAAAUAGAAUAUUAUUGGACAAUGACACAUUAUUGUUGAAUACAGUUGUUGACAGUCGAAACAAUCGUAAAUAG